GGGACAAACCUGACAGUGCCUGGUCAGGCGGUGGCGGCUUGGUGUGCCUCCAGAGCCUUGGCGGGUCUUUGUCUCCCCUCCCCCAGGGAAGCCAGGAGGCAGCUGGGGGCGGGGCUGCUCAGGCCUCUUCCCCAGAGUCAGGCGCACACCGAGGACGUCUCCCCCCUUGGGCUGCCACCCCCUGAAGCACCCCAGGGUGGCCCCGCAGAGAGCCCGCUGCCAGAGCAAUGGCCCCCAGGACCACGAGGCCCCCCUCCCAGGGAUCAAUAACAGUCAAGGAUGUAACUGUGGACUUCACGCAGGAAGAAUGGGCCCUGUUGGACCAUUCUCAGCAACAGCUAUACCUGGAGGUCAUGCUGGAGAAUGUGCAGAAUCUACUCUCUGUGGGGCUUCUAGUUCCUAGAGAAAAUGUUAUCUCCUGUUUUCAGCAAGGGGAAGCACCAUGUCUGCUAGAGCAAGAUUGUCCAAGGAGCUCCUGUCCAGAGGCAAAGACUUGUUUUGAAGUGAAGGAGAUGUUUGAAAAAUUGAGCCAUUGUGUUGAAGUAUGUGGUCCUCAAAGAUUCAUGACUGAGGUUCCCUGUGACUUCAUUUUGAGAGAAAUCUGUGACUCCAAUAUGAAGGUAAAUAAAAAUCCAAAGGGUGACUGUGAAAUUGAUGAAACUGCAGAGAAAUUCAGCCAAUAUUCAGUGCCAAAUCGGUAUACAAAAUUGACCUCGGAGGAUGAGUGUUCUCAGGAUAGCAAAUCCAGCAAAUGCUUUCCUGAAGAAGGUCUUAUUCAGUCCUCUGGAAAAUCUCCUGAAAUGCCCAUGUAUAAAGACAACCUAGGGAGAAUGGGCUUUGGCUGGCAUUUAGAACUCAUUAAACAUCCAAAAAGUAAAUAUGUAAGGAUGGUUUGUGUGAGUAAUAAAGGUAGGAGACCUUCCAGUCAGAACUCUGAGAGUGCUGUACAUCAAAUAAUCCACUGCGGAGAGAAACCUCAUGAAUGUAAGCAAUGUGGAAAGAUUUUUACCGAGAGGGAUCAUCUUGCUUCUCAUCAGAGAAUCCACACUGUAGAAAAACCUUAUGAAUGUAAACAAUGUGGAAACUCUUUCACAGAGAUGGGCUCUCUUAUAGAACAUCAGAGAAUCCACACUGGAGAAAAACCCCAUGAAUGUAAAGAUGGUGGAAAGACUUUCAGACAGAGGAACAGUCUUGUUGCAUGUCAGAGUUUCCAUGCUGGAGAGAAACCUUAUGAACGUAAACAGUGUGAAAAAGCUUUCACAGAUAGUUCCCAGCUCGGUAGACAUCAGAGAAUCCACAGUGGAGGGAAACCUUAUGAAUGUAAACAGUGUGGAAAGACUCUCACAGAGAGGCGCUCUCUUGUUGCGCAUCAGAGAAUCCACACUGGAGAGAAACCUUAUGAAUGUGAACAAUGUGGAAAAGCUUUCACACAUAGGGACUCUUUUACUAAACAUCAGAGAAUCCACACUGGAGAGAAACCUUAUGAAUGUAAACACUGUGGAAAGACUUUUACAGAGAGGCGCUCUCUUGUUACACAUCAGAGAAUCCACACGGGUGAAAAACCAUAUAAAUGUAAUCACUGUGGAAAAGCUUUCAGACAAAGGAUCCAUCUUGCUACACAUCAGAGGAUCCACACUGGAGAGAAACCUUAUGAAUGUAAACACUGUGGAAAGACUUUCACAUAUAGGAACUCUUUUACUAAACAUCAGAGAAUCCACACUGGAGAGAAACCUUAUGAAUGUAAACAGUGUGGAAAAGCUUUCAGAGAUAGUUCCCAUCUCGUUAGACAUCAGAGAAUCCACACUGGAGAGAAAACUUAUGAAUGUAAACAUUGUGGAAAGACUUUAACAUCGAGUCGCUCUCUUGUUGCACAUCAGAGAAUCCACACUGGUGAAAAACCAUAUAAAUGUAAUCACUGUGGAAAAGCUUUCAGACAAAAGAAUAAUCUUACUAGACAUCAGAGAAUCUACAGUGGAGAGAAACCAUAUGAAUAUAAACAGUGUGGAAAGACUCUCACAGAGAGGUGCUCUCUUCUUGAGCACCAGGGAAUCCACACUGGAGUGAAACCUUAUGAAUGUGAACAAUGUGGAAAAGCUUUCACACAUAGGGACUCUUUUACUAAACAUCAGAGAAUCCACACUGGAGAGAAACCUUAUGAAUGUAAACACUGUGGAAAGGCUUUUACAUCGAAGCGCACUAUUGUUGCACAUCAGAGAAUCCACACUGGCGAAAAACCAUAUGAAUGUAAUCACUGUGGAAAAGCUUUCAGACAAAGGAUCCAUCUUGCUAUACAUCAGAGAAUCCACACUGGAGAGAAAACUUAUGAAUGUAAACACUGUGGAAAGACUUUAACAUCGAGUCGCUCUCUUGUUGCACAUCAGAGAAUCCACACGGGUGAAAAACCAUAUAAAUGUAAUCACUGUGGAAAAGCUUUCAGACGAAAGAACAAUUUUACUAGACAUCAGAGAAUCCACAGUGGAGAGAAACCUUAUGAAUGUAAACAGUGUGGAAAGACUCUCACAGAAAAGCGCUCUCUUCUUGAGCACCAGAGAAUCCACACUGGAGUGAAACCUUAUGAAUGUGAACAAUGUGGAAAAGCUUUCACACAUAGGGACUCUUUUACUAAACAUCAGAGAAUCCACACUGGAGAGAAAACUUAUGAAUGUAAACACUGUGGAAAGGCUUUUACAUCGAAGCGCACUAUUGUUGCACAUCAGAGAAUCCACACUGGCGAAAAACCAUAUGAAUGUAAUCACUGUGGAAAAGCUUUCAGACAAAGGAUCCAUCUUGCUAUACAUCAGAGAACCCACACUGGAGAGAAACCUUAUGAAUGUAAACAGUGUGGAAAGGCUUUCUCACAUCGGAACUCUUUUACUAAACAUCAGAGAAUCCACACUGGCGAGAAACCUUAUGAAUGUAAACAGUGUGGAAAAGCUUUUACAGAUAAUUUCCAGCUCGGUAGACAUCAGAAAAUCCACACUAGAGAGAAACCUUAAGAGUGUAAACAGUGUGGAAAGACUCUCACAGACAGGCACGCUCUUGUUGCGCAUUAGAGAAACCACACUGGAGAGAAACCUCAUGAAUGUAAACAAUGUGGAAAGGCUUUCACACAUAGGAACUCUUUUUCUAAACAUCAGAGAAUCCACAUAGGAGAGAAACCUUAUGAAUGUAAACUGUGGAAAAGCUUUCACAGAUAGUUUCCAGCUCGUUAGACAUCAGUGAAUCCACACUGGAGAGAAAACUUAGGAAUGUAAACUGUGUGGAAAGACUUACACAGAGAUGCUCUUUCUUGUUGCACAUCAGGGAUUACAUGCUGGAGAGAAACGUUAUGAAUGUAAACACUGUGGAAAGAUUUUAACAUCGAGGCGUUCUCUUGUUGCACAUCAGAGAAUCCACACUGGGGAAAAAAACAUAUAAAUGUAGUCACUGUGGAAAAGCUUUCAGACGAAGGAGCAAUCUUGCUACACAUCAGAGAAUCCACACUGGAGAGAAACCUUAAGAAUUUAAACAGUAUGGAAAGGCUUUCACACAGAGAAAUUCUUUUACUAAACAUCAGAGAUUCCACACUGGAGAGAAACCUUAUGAAUGUAAACCGUGGAAAAGCUUUCACAGAUAGUUUCCACCUCAUUAGACAUCAGAGUAUCCAAACUAGAGAGAAACCUUAAGAAUGUAAACAGUGUGGAAAGACAUUAACAGAGAGGCUCUCUCUUGCUCAACAUCAGAGGAUUCACACUGGAGAGAAACAUUUUUGUGGGGAUUGAAAAAUUAGUGCUAUUCUCAAGAUAAUAGUUAUUAAUAAUUAAGUUAGUAAACCUGGUAUCCACUCUUUCUCCGCCUCCCUCAUCAAGCUCCCAUCAAGACAAGAUUACCCCACCCUCCAUCUUUCUCCCCGUAGGACAAAACUUUACAGCCUUUAAAUGAUUGGCCUUUUCUUAGACUCUCAUAUACUGUGAAUCUUAAAAUUUACUCAGACUGUACUUUAGAAGUUUUGGUUAAGCUAUUCCCCUCUUGUAACAAUGGAGAUACUUAAUCAGGAAUGUAUUGGGAACUUUUAAAAUUACUGCACCCUACUCAGACAGUGCCUUAGGGGAAAAUAGAGUUGUAAACUCCUAAUUGAACAAUGAAAGUCCCCAACUCAUACCUUAUACUAAAGCUGAAACCUUAAGCUAGGUGGUCUAUUUUUAGAUCUAAUACAAAAAGGUGUUAAGUACUGUAAAGGUUAAAUUAAUCAUAAAAAGGGCAAGUAACUUACAAAAGUCAAGCUUAACACAGAGGUGUGAAGUACUCAGAAGAUUUUAUCUAACCAGAGAAGGUGAAAACUAAAGAGUGGUGAAAACUAAGAAUGGGCAGUCCUGGAAAAAAAAAAGCAUCUACUGUCAUUAGUAGAGUUGAAAAUUUAAGGGAGGUGACAUAAGAGAAAAUUUCUUUCAAAGGAGAAGUCAGUUCAGGUAAUUCAGUUUUGCAUUGGAAUUCAGUUCAUGAUUGAGAUAUUCUGAACUCAGUUCAGGAGAUUCCGUGGAGGACUGGCGCUUACUUGGAGACGAUCUUGUGUUUAGUGAUAAAGACUGACUCGCUCUCCCUUAGGCUCAGGCCUUGGCUCCCUUUUUCUACUGCUUGGCUCAGCUUGAACCAGAGCAAUUUGAAUUCAUUCUCUCAUUCUCUCUCUCUCUCUCUCUCUCUCUCUCUCUCUCUCUCUCUCUCUCUCUCUCUCUCUCUCUCUCUCUCUCUCUCUCUCUCUCUCUCUCUCUCUCUCUCUCUCUCUCCCUCCCCCUCCCUCCCUCCCUCCCUUCCCCCCCCCCAAUAGUAGUUAAAGGGAUUGUACUUUGACAUUUUCUAAAUCCCCACAAAUUCUCCUAUUUACAUUUUGAAUGUAUAGAAUGUUGAAAGGAUUUUCCAUGAAAGGUAUCUCUUCCUGCACAUCAGAUCAUCCACAUUGUAGAGAAACUUUAUAACUGUCAUUAAUUUGGAUAGGCUUACACAUAAAGCUCCACAGUUGCUUCAUGUCAGAAAAUCUUUACUGGAGAGAGACCUCAUGAGUGAGACUGAUCUUCAAGUUGGCACUUUUAGCUUUUUUGACAUAAGAGGAUCCACACUAGAGAGAGCCUUUAGAAAUAUCAUGAGUAUGGAAAGGCCUUCGGGCUAAUCAUCUCUUAUUCCCAUUGAGAAUUCCCUUUGAGUUGGAUAGAAAUCUUAUUUCUGUCAUGAAUGAAGAAAGACAUUGAAUUGGAGAGUUCAGACCUUGUUCAGAGAAAAUGUCUUCUGCCCAGAUCAGUUCCAGAUGGAUAUCCUGUAGGAAGGCAAGCCAGAGAUCAUAUCUCUUAUAUCAUAUCAGAAGAUUCAUAGUGCAGAAAAACCUCAUGAAUCUACUGAAGUUUUAUGUUUUCCUCAGGAGGAGAGUGAUGGUGAUUAUUAAGGCAAAUGUCAAUUAUAAUAAGUCUGAAGGAUCACCCCAUAUCUAUUAGUUUGGGUAUUUUAGCAGAAAAGGAUAGUAACAAAAGUUGGAAAUGUGGGAAAACUGAGAUACUAAUGGAAUAUUGGAGGACUGGUGAACUGAUUCAACCCUUUUGUAGGGAGUAGUUUGGAACUAAGUUAAAUGGGCAUUAAGAAAUAAAAAGAAGAGGACAUAUAUACAUAUAUAUUUUAAAGAAACACUCAAAGCUGCUCUUUUUGUGGUGACGAAAGAAUUGAAAAGUAAGAGGGAGAUCAUCAGUUGGGAAUAACUGAGUAAAUGGUGGAAUGUGAUUGUGAUUGAAUACCAAUGUUUUAUAAUUAAUGAGGACAAGGAGGAGCUCAGAAAAACCUGGAAAGAUUUGAGAAAUGAUGCAGACUGAAUUUUGUGAUACCAUGAGAACAUUGCGCAUUGGAAUAAUUGGAGCAAAAUAAUUGUGAAUUGAGGUAUUCUUAACAAUACAAUGAUCACAAAUAAUUCCAAAGGACUCAUAAAAUUUCACCUCAUGGAGAAGAGUUGUAUCAUCAGUACUGACCAAUAUUCUUUCUGGAAUGAAGGUGUGUAAAGGGAAUGAUUACAGGAAAGGCUUCCCCUUGAGUUCAUACUUGACUAUACAUAGCUGGAGAUAAGCAUCAAUGUCCCUAGGGAAGGCACAAACUCAUAGACUAUCCCACAGAGGAGCAAAAAUUACUAAUGGUUAUUCUUCCUCACUAUUUUUUUUUUGGCAUUUAUCUAUUACAGUUAUUUUAGCCAUUCCCUUGUUAAUUGGCACUUACUUUUUUUCCUUUUUCCCUUCUGUCACGUAUAGAUCUUUACCAACGAAAUAAAAUAAGAGUGCAUAGGGAAGUUGUGGAAGGGUUGGGAACCUGGUCCCCACUGUUCAGUCCUUUCUCUCCAAGGACUCAGGCUCAUGAUGCAGUUGGUUGAUUUCUGGGUCUGAGCAGAAGUCCUACCCUUCCGAUGAAGUAAUGUAAGGGUUAAAGUAGGAGUUUUGACAAAAUAAAGGAGCAGCUUUUAAUAACAAGUUUUAAUGAGAACAUAGUAGAGUUAUAAGCUCAUUAUCCCUUUAAGCCAGAGAAAGAAAACUUCUAGCAGAUUUUAACAAUUAAUAAUGUAGUUUAAUUAAAAUAUAGACAGUAAAAGAAUAGAAUGAAUAUAGUAAAGGAGAGAAAUACAGGAAAGAGGGAGAGAAAGAAAAUUUUCUAAUGUCUAUACUAGUUAUCCUAUAAGUACCUAUAAUUACUACCUAAAACUACCUAUAUCUACCUAUAACUGCCACUAAUAACCACCCCACAAAGUUCCAACCCAAUCCAGCCCAAUCAAAACCAACCCAAUCAGUGUUUAAUCCAAUGCCAAUUAGGUCUGUCAAAGAAGGCUGGCCACCUCCCAACCCAGAAAAGGUCAAAAAGCCCUCUAAAGCCAAAAGGCCUUCUCAGGAAGUUCAGGUCCACCUUUAUAUUCCAUCAACUAAAAGCCAACCACCAAUCUAGCUCACUCUCAGCAGUCAAUUUCUCAGCAAUUGCCAGCCCUAACUGUUAGCAAUCCUUUCAUCUCCUUUUCCUACCUCCCUUCCUGUCUCAAUGUUUUCUACUUCCUUUCACUAUGGGCUGAUUAAUCCCUACAUAUGUAUUGUCUGCAGACCCCCAGGUCUCCCAUUAAAUAAAAAAAUAAUUUUUUUUGCAGGAAUAAUGGAGGAUUUGAGGUGUCCAAAUCCACCUUGUCUCUGAAAAUAUCAACUAAUGAUUACUUAGGGGAUAUCCUCAGAGGAAGCUGGAGCUUGUUUGAUCUCUCUCACUCUUUCUCCCCUUUUAUUUCUUCCUUAAUAUCUUCCCCCAUUGUAAAAAUAAACUACCAUGAAUUCCAUUUUCUUUUAGUAAUUCAUUUUGGGAUUUAGAAAUUAAAUUCCUCGUGACCAAUUAAAUAUUCAGUCCAACCAUGAAUUUAACAAUCUGGCUUCGGUUGUGACAGAAUACCCUCAAUCUUCUUAACUUUCCUAAACUUUUCCUUUACUGUUGUGACUAUCUCUAUGUCAGCUUUUAAUAUCUUGCUUUUAUCAGCUGUAGAGGUAAGGUCAAAUUUGUUUUUUUCCUCUCCUUAAAUUAAAUAGAACACAGCUGUUUUAAUCUCAGCAAUAGGGCCCUAAGGUCCUAUCUGGGGGAGCUGUUUCUAAAUCUCCUUUUCCUUAGGGAACAAACAACCCAAUUAGCUGAUCCUCACUGACAAUACUAACUGACUGGAGUGUUCUUAACUAGCUAUGAGAAAAAUCUGUCAAAAUUUUAGCCUUGUUUCCCUCUGCCCUUUCACCCCAGAAGAGUUAAUUGGAUUAAAACUUGAAAAGGGACCACACACACACACCUAAAAAAUGUGGUUAGAGCCAGUAUACAACUUAAUUAACAACUGGCUUUUCAGUAAAAUAACCAAAAUUGGACAAACAUUGUUCUUUGUCUAUUUCAUAAUCCCAGAAAAUGUAUGGCAGUGACUAUGCUUCUCACUGCUCCUGGUUGGGAUUUUAAUUGUUGGAGCUCUAAUAUUGUAUCUAUUAUUCUCUAAGAGAAACCUGGAAAAUACCAUACAUAAGCUAGAUAAUCAGAUAGGAGAAUUGUGUCAUUCUCCACUUGAAAAACCCAUUUCCCAGUCAUACCAACUAAUUAUUCCUUCUACUACUCAACAAAAUGCAGUACUAAAAGCUCAGCUUGAAUAUAACCCAAGUUGACUUGAAAUUGUGGAGGAGAGUUUGGGGGAUACGAUAGCUUUCAUAAAAAAAAUGAAAUGUAUUUAAUACCACCUCAGAGUAGGAGUGACUUAUCUCUUCAUACUUCCUCAUUAUCAGAAUCUCUGUCCCACCCUGCUCUACAAAAUAUAGUUCCUAUUUCGCAAACCAUCCCCUCCCAUACGCAAUUUACUCUUUCCUCUACUACCCAACUCACUCCUCCCCCCAUUUAUGCUGACUGUCCCACCCCCUCCACCCUAAUCCCCCAUCCUGACCAUUUUUCCUGCCCAACCCCCUCUACCGUGGUCCCACACCCCACCCAUGCAUCCUGCCCCGCCCCCUCUGCAUUCCCCCCCCCAACCCCUGCUCCUUCUUUUGCCCCUCCUUUCUACCCUGCCCAAUUCAUUUUCCAUACUGCUCCUACCUCUCAUCUUUUUGGCACCAUGGGCCUGCAACCUCUCCCCCUCAGCUUGCCCACUCCUUCCCCUUCUCUUACCUAGCCCAUUGAAAAUGGAGCAAGAAGCCUAGAGACAGAAACACAAGACAAUUCAGAUAGAAAUGUAUUCCCUUUAAGGGAAAUUCCAACUUUCAAUAAAAAUGGGAACUUGGUAUCUAUAAGACAACAUAGACCUUUCAGUCCUGAGGAUUUAAAUAAAUUCAAGGAAGACAUUCCAACAUUUGAUGAAGUCAAUAUUGAUUAUAAAAAGAUUGGAGAACAUAUUUAAAACUUUUGACCCCACUUGGAUAGAUGUUGAAAAUUUAUUAGAAAAAUUUCUGACAGAAAAAUAAAGUCAUCUCUUUGGCUAAUCAGAAACGAGGUAGGGGAGCAAAGUACUGGCCAAUGGAAAAUCCACAUUGGAACCCAAAUGUUGAACCAGAUUAUACAAAACUAAACCAGGCCAGAGAAGCAUUAUGGCAGCCAUGAGAGAGUGCUCUGAUAGACCAGACUCAUGGUCUAAAUUCAAAAGGACCAAAUAAAGUAAUAAAUGAGACUCCCUCCCACUUUAUGGACAGACUUUUUGAUGUGGGGAACACAUAGGUGGUGUUUAAUCUAACCAGAGAAAGAGACAUUAGACAAAUACAUAGACAAUUUGUUAAGAAUUGUUCAGUGGUAAAAGACUACUGUAAAACUAGCUGCCGGAACUGGGACUCUAUGGACCUUGAGGAAUUGAGGAGAGUAGCAGUCUACAUUUAUAAGGGCCAUACAAAAAGAUGGGAGGAAAAUAGUAAAUCAGUGGAAGACUUACAGAAAUAAGUUGAAAUGUUAAAAAGAAAAUUAAAAAUCAGGGAGAGACCAUACCUCCUGUGCAGGAAUGCACAGAUAAAUCAAUAACAUGCCUUUACUGUGGAAAAAGAGUCCAUGUAAUAAUGGUCUGUAAGAACUGGCUAUGGGAAAAAAGAAAGACAACUUUAGAAAUAAUAAUUAUAGAAAUAACUAUAAUAAUGAUAUUAGAAACCACAACUUUAGGAAUGAAAAUUCUAGAAAUAGAAAUUGGGAAAAUAACUCAGACCAAAUGUAAAAAUGGAGAGUUGAACUCUAGACUUCGUUCCUUAGAAGUCCUUGCUCACUUCCCAAAACACCUUGUAACCUCUCCUGGUCCAAGAGCUAGAUGGGGUAUUUAACCUGGUUGUAAAGGCUUCUAAGCCUCUAUCCUACUUCCACUUCAGAGCAUACAGGUAUUUUUAUCAUGUAGGUGAGGUUGAAUUGGGCCUCUUGGUCCACCUAGACACGUGCUUUCUUAUUUUGUAUUUUCUUUAUAUUUUAAUUCUCAAUAAACCUCUAAAAAUAUAAAACCUCUACCAGAAAGAAACUAAUUUCUACCUGCCUCAGUUUCCCCAAAUUUUAACUAUUACAGUUGCCCACAUGAGGUAGGAGCAUUGUUGCUCUGAUAGAGAACACAGGCAUUUUCUGAUCAACGAAUUACAAGGUAUGAAAUAACCUUUCUAAACAAUGAAAAUUUUACUCUAAAAUGCUGUACAACCCUUAAUCCUGCCACCUUGCUUCCAGAUUUGCCAACUUCAGGAGAACCAUUAAACAGUUGUGAAACACUAGUGUCCAUGGCAGAAAAGCCUCUGGAUGAUCUCUUGGACACUCCCUUAAAAAACUCAGAAAAAACUUAUCUUAUUUACUGAUGGUUCUUCUUUCAGGAGGGAUGGCAUACAAUACAGUGGAGCUGCUGUAGUCACAGAAUUUGCCACUGAGUGGUUAUCUUCGCUGCCCUCUAACAUUAGCGCUCAAGGGGAGGAACCCAUAGCUCUCAAACAUGCCUGUAUAAUUGCCAUGGGUAAAAAGGCAACAAUUUAUACAGAUUCUAAAUAUCCUUUUGCCAUUUAUCACUCAGUUGGAAUGCUAUGGCUCCAGAGAGGAUUUUUAACCUCAGCUGGAAAAUGUAUAGCUAAUGGAGUAAUUAUUAAUGAAGUCCUUUCUGCUCUUCAGGUACCUGAAGCCCUAGCUGUAGUUCAUUGCUCUGCCCAUACAGGUGGCACUGAUCCUGUCUCUAUGGGAAAUUACCAAGCAGAUGCUGCUGCAAAGCUAGCAGCCAUAGAAGGGCCUGAAUUACUUUUAACAUUAACAACCACUGAUGACUUAAAUUUACCACUUUCGUAUAAUGAAAAGGAAGUGGAAAAAUGGAAACAAAAAUUCAAAGCAAAACAGAUCAAUGGAGUAUGGGUGUCACCUGAAGGAAAACCCCUGCUCCCUAGAAGUUUCUAUCACUAAAUUUGCCAAUCUGUUCAUAAUAAUGGCCACUUUGGUGCCCAGGGCAUCGUGGACUCUGUUAGAAGAGUAUGGAUAGCCCCUGGUAUAACUACCACAGCCUCUAAAGUGUGUUCAGCUUGCUCUACCUGCAAGGCAUAUAAACAACAUGCCUUUUGUGGAAAAGUCUUUGGUGGGCUCCCUCUGGAUUACACACCUUUUGAGCACCUGUCCAUGCCAAAGGCUGGACAAUAUAAAUUUUGUCUGUUCAUAGUAAACCAACUGACCAGAUGGCCGGAAGCAUUUCCUGCGACCCAAGCCACAGCGGCUUUUGUUGCUAAGGUCCUUUUUAAAGAAAUUAUUCCUCGCUUUGGCCUGCCAGCACAUAUUGAUUCCGAUAGGGGAAGUUGUUUUACUGAUUCUGUUCUAAAUCAGACAUAUUCUUUCUUGGGGAUAACUCCCAAAUUCCAUGUUCCAUAUCAUCCCCAGAGUUCAGGCUAAGUUGAGGAUGAACAAAGAACUUAAAACCAUGAUUGGAAAAUUAUGCACUGAGACCCAUUUAAAAUGGCCUGAAAUUCUCCCUCUGGGCCUAUUUUAUCUUAGAAGCAGGCCUAGAGGAGACCUACACAUCUUACCAUUUGAAAUGCUUUUUGGACAUCCACCUAUACAGGCUAAGCCUUUCUCCCCGGCAUAUACAUCACUAUUAGUGGGAGAUACUACUAUUGCUUCCUAUAUACAGGAAUUACAGCACAAACUGUGAACUCCAUGAAUCUGGAGCUGCAGGACAAGCUGGAUCACUAGACUUCUCACUUCAUGACCUGAACCCAGGAGACAACGUGUAUAUAAAGAACUUCCAGCAUAGAGGAGCAACUCAGCCUUCCUGGGAAGGACCAUUCCAAAUAUUGUUAACUACUCCAACAUCUAUAAAGGUUGGAGAAAGGGACUCUUGGAUUCAUUGCUCACAUGUAAAGAGAGGAUCUUCUAUUGAGACUGAUUGACUGUAUCUUAUAUAUGCAUUGGAGAUAACUACCUAUUGACAAGUGGAACUGUUUUAUUUUAUUUCUAACACAUUGAAUUCCUGAAUUUAUUUUUUCUUUUUUCCUUUUUCUCUUUUCCUUAUUUUAUUAUUAUUUUUCUUUUAUUAAAAUGUUUUAUUUUUUUCCCUUUUCUCAUUUCUAUGUACUUAAGGUACAUACAUUCAAUAUUAAUUUUUAUUCUACAAUAAUAUUAGUUUAAAUAUAUAUACUUACUGUAUUAUUAAUACGUACGCAAACAGCUUUAGACUAUGGGAACCUGCCAUUUGUUGAUAAUUGUGGGACUAUGAUUAAUGUUUCUGUCUGAUUCCAGGACAAGAUGUACACAAAAGAGCCAUUGCUUAGGGCCAACAAUAAGCCAAUCCAGGAUGGAUUGAUGCACUUUUAAGCCAAUACUAAGGAUUUGAACCUAGUGUGAAGAUUCGAGGUUACUGUGUUUAACAUUGUUAAACAUAGGCUUUCCUUUGUGUCCACACUUACUCUAAAAAUACAGACGAGUAUCCCCAAACCUUGGCUCCUGGUCCCUUUUCUGACUUUCAUAGUAUAAAUGCAUCAUUGCUUAGAUCAUUUUAAUUAGGCCCUGAUUCAAGGACCUGUUAGAGAUAUAUUUUUCCUUUACUUAGAAUUUUUACACAUAAGACUUUGAUAGUCUAUAUUUUAUCCAAUAUUUUCUUUUGUAUUUGGAUUUUCCUGGUAUCUUUUUAAUUUCUCUUCUCAAUUGAUUCAUAUACCUCAUACCUCAGCCAUGCAUCCCUGAGUGGUCCUGUGUUUUUCAAUCACCCACAACAUGGGGAAAUGUAAAAAAAAAUUAUUUUUUAAAUUGCAAAGUUUAAAUUCCUUUUAAGAAGAAUUUCAGGUAAACUAAGAUGCUACCUCUCUGAAACCAGAAACUGAACUGUUGGAGAAGACACCAUGAAGAUACCUCCAGAUUACAAGCUGCACAAAAUAAAUCCAAAUUGAACUUUGGGUGUAGUUGAUUGAACAUUUAUUUGUAUGUAUACUUUCAUGCCAAAGAGGACUUCCCCCUAACUGGCUUUUUGUCAAUGCGUCCAGCAAUUAUUGGUUUUGUUCUUUUUUUUUCUCUUAUCCUCAAAUUAUUGUAAUCCUUAAAUUGAUUAUGUUUUCAUGAUCCUUUGGGAAAAAAAAACUAUUUUUUUUUUCAAAUGAUCACACGGGGCUAUGUAAAAAUGGAGAUUUGAACUCUGGACUCCAUUCCCUAGAAGUCCUUGCUCACUUUCCAAAAUGCCUUGUAACCUCACCUGGGCCGAGAGCGAGAUGGGGUAUUUAACCUGGUUGUAAAGGCUUCUGUGCCUCUCUUUCCUAGUUCCGCUUCGGACAAGACGGGUCUUUUCAUCAUGUAGGUGAGGUUGAAUUGGGCCUCUUGGCCCACCUAGACACGUGCUUUCUUAUUUUGUAUUUUCUUUAUAUUUUAAUCUUCAAUAAACCUCUAAAAAUAUAAAAUCUCUAACAGAGAGAAACUAAUUUCUACCUGCCUCAGUUUCCCCAAAUUUUAACUAUUACACAAAUGACCCAACAACAAUAUAACAUAAGUGGAAUUCCUCCAAGAAAUAGUAAGGGUGCUACUGCCCUUCCAUGUGGGGCAGAAGGUGGUGCCUCUUAGUCUCUAUUGAUUUUGUUGAUAUUAAUUAACGCUUUUCAAUUUUGUCUUCCCUCUAAAUAGUAGCAUAGAAGAAGAAAUGGAUUUUUUAAUACAGUACCUCUGUUACUGAUUAUACCUUCUAUUGAUAAUGAAUAAUUGACUAUAUUGAUUGUAUUUAAGUAUUGAUUAAAAGACUUCCCUAUUGAUUAAUCUA
Messenger RNA from Monodelphis domestica (gray short-tailed opossum), 13702 nucleotides. RefSeq lists its product as uncharacterized. The record is from RefSeq and is a predicted model, not a curated record. Lineage: Eukaryota; Metazoa; Chordata; Mammalia; Didelphimorphia; Didelphidae. Gene Ontology annotation, biological process: regulation of DNA-templated transcription.